GGGCACGGAUUUGGCAUUUCUGGAUGCCCCAAACCUUAAAACCUUCUUCCACACUUCCUUGGCACUGGGUCGGGCAGCAUCCCACUAAGCAGAUCCAGGCUGGGAUCCCCCCGAUGCCACAGGAGCGGGGUACGCUUCCUCCCAUUCCCGGUUCCCUCUCCCUUGCCGCUCUCGGACAGCCACAUCGGGGACCCCCGGUGCCGGAGGGGACCCCGGAGCGGGAUUUGCCCCCCUGCCGUGCUCGUGAUGCGGGGGACGGCGGCGGCGCCCGGCCCCGCCCGGUGCCCCUCCCGGGGCAGGGCGCAGGCGGAGGUUUGGCGGGGGGGGGGCCGGGGCUGACGAGGCGUGAUCGCCCAAGGCCCCUCCUGCCUGCCGGGGAAGCCUUAAAACACCCCGGCGAGGCGCGGAGUCCCGCACUCGGGAGCCCCGACCCACGGGCAAGAAGCGCCAAGCCUCGCCCGGAUCCGCUCCGCUGCGACCGCCGCCAUGCAGGGCACCAUGAGGCUGUGGGUGUCGGUGCUGACUUUCGCCCUGUCGCUGCUGGUCUGCCUGGGGACGCUGGCAGAAGCGUACCCCUCCAAACCGGACAGCCCCGGCGAGGACGCUCCCGCAGAGGACAUGGCCAGAUACUACUCGGCUCUGAGGCACUACAUCAACCUCAUCACCAGGCAGAGGUACGGAAAGAGAUCAAGCCCAGAGACACUGAUCUCAGACCUCUUGUUGAGGGAAAGCACAGAAAACAUUCCUAGAUCCCGGUUUGAAGACCCUUCGAUGUGGUGAUGGGAUUUUCAGCACACCAUCCAAAUUUUUCCUAGUUUUCAAUUCAUACUUCACUCCUCUGAAGCAAAUCAUAGCAUCAUUCCCAGUGCAUGCAGCCAUUGUACUGAACUCUGUAGAGUUUUUCCUUCAUCAUAUUUGUAUAUACUUUUAUUUAAAUAAAUUAUUUGUGCAUUCCAAAAUACAACAUACUAA
Messenger RNA from Phasianus colchicus (ring-necked pheasant), 972 nucleotides. It is a transcript of the gene NPY, whose product is annotated as neuropeptide Y. The record is from RefSeq and is a predicted model, not a curated record. Lineage: Eukaryota; Metazoa; Chordata; Aves; Galliformes; Phasianidae. Gene Ontology annotation, biological process: feeding behavior; neuropeptide signaling pathway. Gene Ontology annotation, molecular function: neuropeptide Y receptor binding; neuropeptide hormone activity. Gene Ontology annotation, cellular component: extracellular region.